AUGGCAGGUCAAAGGCAACCUCGAUACAAGUUUGAUUUCAAGACUCCAACAAACGUUGAUCCAUACACAAGUACAACAAGUUCAUUUCUUAGCAUGGGAAAAUCAAAUCUACCUUCAUGGAAACAAAAAUCAUCUAGUUCUGCCUCGCAAUUCUUCGGUAAACUAAGCUCCUCCAGCUCAAGUGUAACACCAGGUACUUCAUUACGGGGCUCUACUCCUUACAAAGCCUUCACACGAACACCAAUCAAUCCUCCUGGAUCUCGUAAGAAUCCUCAUCAUUCCAGCAGUGUAACAUCAGCAGCCUCGGGACCUUCAGUCCUUGUUGCACUUGUUGAAGGUCGGGGAUUGGCAAAAGGUGAAAUUGGCAUGGCAAGCCUCGACUUGAAAAGACCAGAACUUCUUUUAUCGCAGUUUUCAGACAGCCAAACGUAUGUGAAAGUGCUAACAAAACUUCAAGUUUUGCAGCCUCUCGAGGUUAUCAUACCAAACACGGCUUGUGAAGCUGGUAAGAUGACAAAGCUUUGUGAAAUCAUCACAGAUCAGUUUUCCAACGUCAGUCUCUCAACUGUGCAACGAAAAUAUUUUAACGAAUCCCAAGGUUUACAGUAUAUAAAGCAACUGUGUGUCCCCGAAUUCAAUGCCGUAGAAAUGGAGGUUUCCUCCAAAUACUACUGUCUUGCAACUGCAUCAGCACUUCUCAAGUAUGUUGAAUUCAUUCAAAACCUUGUUUACGCACCUGGAUCAUUGAGGAUUGUGUUCAAAGGAAGCGAACAAACGACUAUGAUUGAUGCAUCAACAGCAAGAAAUUUAGAGCUGGUACUGAAUGCUCGAAAUUUAGGAAGUGAUCAUUGUCUUUACGGUGUAAUGAACCAUACAAAGACUGCUGCUGGAGCUCGUAUGUUGAGAUCUAAUAUACUGCAACCACCAUCAGAUGUUGGAACAAUAAACACGAGACUUGACUGCGUUACUGAACUUCUUGAAAAAGAGGAAGAGUUUUACACGCUGCAAUCAGUUCUUGCAAGAUUUUUAGACGUGGACCACAUUACAACAAUGUGCAUACAAGUUCCAAAGACGGAAACAGUAAAAACUGCUGAAUCAAAAAUAACCAACGUAAUUUACCUCAAACACACUUUGGAACUUGUUGAUCCUCUACGAGAAGCGCUCAAGAAUUUCGAGAAUACACUCUUCACUGCAUAUUACCAGACUUUGAGUGAGCCUAGAUUUAAGAAAAUUAUGGCAGAAAUACAGAAAGUGAUUCAUGAUGAUACGCGCUAUCAAAAGGGAACUAUGAAUAUGAGGACACAGAAAUGCUUUGCAAUUAAACCACACAUUAACGGUUUACUGGAUGUUGCAAGAAGAACAUACACAGAGAUUGUUGACGAUUCUUUAGCUCUUGUGAAGCAGCUUGGUGAACGACAUGAUUUACCUAUAAAAUCUGCUUACAAUACCACCAGAGGUUUUCACGCACAAAUGAACCUUAACAAUAAUAUAUCAAUUGAAGAAUUACCCAGCCAGUUUAUUAAAGUUGUCAAAACGAAAAAUGUGGUGGCAUUUACCACAGCUGAUUUGAUCAAACUAAAUGAUCGCAUACGGGAAUCAAUGAAUGAAAUCUAUCUGAUGACGAACAUUGUUGUAUCGGAACUGUUGGCAGGAAUACGUGAUCAAAUAGGCUGCCUUUACAAAUUAAGUGAUUGUGUGGCCACGUUGGAUCUCCUAGUUUCGUUCGCUCAUUCAUGUACUCUGGCUGAAUACGUUCGGCCAGAGUUCACUGAUACAUUGGCUAUUCAACAAGGAAGACAUCCAAUCUUAGAUAAAAUUUUAUCAGAACCACCUGUUCCUAACAAUACGUACGCAGCUGAUGGAAGCAAUUUUGUGAUCAUCACAGGACCAAAUAUGAGUGGAAAAUCUACAUAUCUGAAGCAGAUAGCUUUACUUCAAAUCAUGGCUCAGAUUGGAUCAUUUGUUCCAGCAGAAUAUGCAUCCUUUAGAAUAGCGCGACAACUCUUCACUAGAAUUGGUAGUGACGAUGAUAUUGAAACCAAUUCAUCUACUUUCAUGUUAGAGAUGAAGGAAAUAAACUACAUCCUACAGAAUGUCACCAACGAUUCUCUGAUUAUCAUCGAUGAACUAGGAAGAGGAACCAGCAGCGAAGAGGGACUUGCUAUUUGCUACUCAAUAUGCGAGCACUUGCUUGCGAAUAAGGCAUUCACUUUCUUUGCAACGCAUUUUCUGCAGCUGACUACAAUGGAUGGCUUGUACCCGAAUAUUGAAAACUAUCACAUGGAAAUUCAGAGAGUUUUCAACGAGGAUGCACAGGGUGAAAAGAUAUCGUAUACUCACACGCUGAGCAAAGGAAGUACAAGUGAAAAACAUUAUGGAUUAGAACUAGCCAAACUCUCCGCACUGCCUGGCGAUUUGUUGCACGAAGCUGAAGAAUUAUCAAAAACUCUUACAGAACAAAAGAAGUCUCAGUCAGAUUCUUCAAUCGAAGCGAGGAAAGAAAGGGCAAUCUUUCGUCUAGGAAACAAACUUACUCAAGCUGCAAAGAACUCGCGUCUUGAUGAAAAUGGACUACGAGCUUAUUUGCAAGGUCUCAGCUCACAAUAUUACAGGGAUAUUGAAGACACGGAAGAGUAA
Dendronephthya gigantea is the source of this 2637-nucleotide messenger RNA. Its product is annotated as mutS protein homolog 4-like. Gene Ontology annotation, cellular component: nucleus. NCBI's taxonomy places the organism in Eukaryota, Metazoa, Cnidaria, Anthozoa, Malacalcyonacea, Nephtheidae. Gene Ontology annotation, biological process: reciprocal meiotic recombination; mismatch repair. Bases 1 to 2637 code for a protein of 878 amino acids. The transcript has 32 exons. The record is from RefSeq and is a predicted model, not a curated record. Gene Ontology annotation, molecular function: mismatched DNA binding; ATP binding; ATP-dependent DNA damage sensor activity.